AUGUGCUGCAAUAUGCUCACGGGUUUUCUGCCGUCAAAGAUAGGCCUGCUAACCAAGCUAACGCACCUCGAUCUCAGCUCCAACCGCUUCUUUGGCCCACUGCCAACCACCAUCUCUGCCCUCCAGCAAGCCACUGCCAUCCUCCUCCGUGACAACCAGCUGAACGGCACGAUCCUUCCCAAGCCAUCAGCAGCGGUGCGCCAAUACCAGCUAGACACCAACUUCUUCUCCGCCUGGUUCCCCUUCUCCCCGCCCAACUGCGCCGGCACCACCCUCUGGGCCAACUGCCUCCCCGUCCCCACCGUCUCCUCCGUCCCUCCGGGGUACCUCUGUCCAGUGGACUCGUUUCCCGAGGGAGCGUACCGGCAGCGCAGUGCCGCUGCGUGUGCUGCGUUCUGCGGGCUGUGGGUGGGGCCUGAGUCGAUGCUGGUGGAGAGUGUGGUGUGCGGGGGCGUUGGGAGCUGCUACUUUGACGGGCCCAACCGGGUUCCCACGUGCGCGUGCGACAAGGGGUACAUCAACGGAGAGGACCCGGGCACGUGUGUGGCUGACGGACUCGACCCCAACGCAGUGAGCCUCAACUCCAACAAGAACCCCAAGUCCAUGCUCACCUACGGCAAGGCGUCACUCACCGGCGACGACGGCGCAAUCACGCUCACGCCCUCACUCCCCUCCGUGUGGGGCGCAGCGCUCCUCUCCACGCCCCUCCGCCUCUUCUCCUUUGACGUGAAAGCCGCUGAAGCCGGCCGGCAGCUGGGGUUCAACGCGGAAUUCUCCUUCCGCAUCUCAACAAAGAACGGCAACGGCACCAGCGGCUUCGCCUUCGUCAUCUCAGCCAGUGCCAUGCCGCCAAGCGGCCCCGCGGGGUCGACCGGGGUCACAGACCUGGGGUACGCAGGCAUGGACGCACGGAGCGUGGCAGUGGAGUUUGACACGCGGAAGGACGCAGCGACCAACGACCCGAGCGACAACCAUAUCGGCGUUGACAUUGCUGGGUCGACCACUUCCCUCGCCACUGCGACCCUCCCGCCGUCGCUCAUUCUAAACGACGGGGAGGAGAAGCAGGCGUGGGUGACGUACUCGCCGCUGAAGGGCGGGGUGCUGGAGGUGUAUCUGUCGUCUGCCGAUGCUGCUGCCAAGGAUGGCAGGCCGAAAGAGCCAGUGCUGAGCGUGAAGAUUGCGCUGUGGAAGGUGCUGAAGCCAGGAGUGAGCCCGCCGCUGAGUGGUGAUUCGUACUACUUUGGGUUUGUGGGCGCGUCCGAGAAGCCGCCGCAGGAGCAGACGAUUCUGUCGUGGAGCAUUGUGACUGGCUUCCCCAGCCGUCAGAUCACGACAGGAUUCCCUCUGGGCCUGGUGCUGGAGAGCAAGCGCGUGGCGUCAGCGCCAGUGAACCCCUACUUCCGCUACGCCAGCGUCGGCUACCAGCCCCCCUCGGGAGUUGCCACUCAGUCCCAGCAGGGAGGGGGGGCGGCGGCGGUGCAGGAGGAGUCGUGGGUGGUGAGCGCGGGCCAGUCGUGGCUGCAGCCGUCGCUGCACUUGGAGAUCCGCGACCAAGGCACCUGCGGCGACUGCUGGGCGUACGGGGUGGUGCAGAGCAUCGAGGCAGCGCACGCCAUCCUUCACAACCACUCUGCACCGCUGCUGUCAGUGGAGCAGCUGCGCAGGGACGUGGGCGCGGACUGCAGCGGAGGCUCGCCCUUCGUGGCCUUCCAGUACCUCACAUUCGUGGGCAAGGCAGGAAAAGGGCUCGUAGAGGAGAGCCACACAGCAGCAGGUGCAGGGGGAUCUAGCGGUGGGGGAGGGGUGGUGUUGAAUCCGUGCGGGGGCUUCCCGUGUGUGCGGGACGGCGCCCGCAACAAGUGCGAGUGCACGCUGCCGUUCGUGCAGGCCACCAAUGCGGACGGCUCCAGAACAUGCGCAUACGUGGACGUGUGCGGGUCCAGCAAUGGCAAUCCGUGUGCGGUGGGAACGUGUGUGAAUGACGGGGCGGGGUUGUACUCGUGUGUGUGUCCACCGGGCUUCAGGCAGGGCACCACCGUCGAUGGCACCUUCUCUUGUGCUCCAGGCAGCACCAACGGCACCUACACGGUGAUGGCAGACGGCAUAACAUGCGCGGACGUGCACGGCAUGUACGGUCUCACUCUGGCUCAGUUCGGGGCACAGAACAAGCACGUCGACUGCGACAAGCCGCUGCCUCGGAACACCCAACUCAACGUUACCUCCUCGCUGCCGCUCUGCACCGUCUUCUACACUGCGGUGCAGGGCGACACGUGCCUCUCCGUGGCGAAAUUCUUCUCUCUCGACGACUCCUGCAACCCCGCCGGCUCGCCAUGUGUAGAGGCCUUCCAAGCACUCAACCCCGGCGUUGACUGCACCACCACCAACGCCGGAGCCCUGUCUCCUGGCCAAGUGGUGUGCGUGGAGCGGGACUCUUCACCUGCUGUCGGUGGUGGUGGGGAUGCGAUGGUGCCAGUGUGCUCUCAGACGUACAUGGUGCAAGGCGGGGAGACCUGUGAGGCGAUCCGUAACGUGCCGUCGCCGCCUCUCUCCCGCCUUGACUUCUACCGGCUGAACCCCGGGAUUAAUUGUGAUGAGCUCGUGCCGCCUAAUGGCGUGGGCGCAACUACUGGGUUCGAGGUGUGCAUACAGUCUUCAUCUUUCUACCGAGCGGGGAGCUGCCCUCGCUCCAACUUCUACAUUGUUGUCAACAACGAUCGCUGCAGCACAAUCCAGUUUAAGUACUUUAAAGGGAUUAAGAGCUGCUACAAGCAGAUUAACGGAUAUGAUUGCCUAGACAAGUUGAAACAAGGAACUCGGAUCUGCCUACCUGAUCCACAAAAGAUGAAGAGGGGUAGAUGCUCUAUCUAG
Molecule: messenger RNA, 2868 nt
Organism: Closterium sp. Yama58-4
Lineage: Eukaryota; Viridiplantae; Streptophyta; Zygnematophyceae; Desmidiales; Closteriaceae
Source: the annotation of a GenBank genome assembly